Messenger RNA from Zea mays, 705 nucleotides. Its product is annotated as wings apart-like protein 1. Bases 1 to 675 code for a protein of 224 amino acids. The transcript has 5 exons. Lineage: Eukaryota; Viridiplantae; Streptophyta; Magnoliopsida; Poales; Poaceae. The record is from RefSeq and is a predicted model, not a curated record.
AUGUUGCACCUGGAGCUGGUCCUGGCGAUUGCAUUUCAGUAUUCAACAAUGCUGUCAAUCAACUCGCAGAAGAGAUUUUGGCUGCAGCAAACAUUGGUACAGCAAAUUAUCGAUGCUAUUUUGGUUCUGGACAUUGAUGAUCCUCCCUGCGCUAUUGCUGCAGGAGCUCUUUUAUUUGUUUUGGCAAGUGAUGUCCAAGACAAUAAUUUGCUGUCUUCAGAAACUUGUGUCCAUUUCCUCCUCAAAUUGUUAAACCCUCCGGUGAAUGUUGUUGAUGCCAAAGCACCAUCAAUAGGUUCCAAACUUCUUGGAAUCGGUAAAUUUCAGAUGCUUAACGGUUCCAAUAAGGAUGUGGACUCUUGUUCAGAGGACAUACUUUCAAAAGUUGAAGAAAACCUCUUAAGCUGCAAAGAGAUCAAACCAGCAGACAGGGAUUAUAAGAGAACAACAAGGCCGGAACUAUGUUCAAAGUGGCUUGCUUUGUUGACAAUGGAAAAGGCGUGCUUGUCUGUUGUUGCAUUAGAGGAUACAUCUGACAUGGUGUUAGAACUCGGAGGAAAUUUCAAAGAAACAUUAAGGCAGUUGGGUGGCCUUGAUGAUAUUUUUAAUGUCAUGGUGAAUUGCCAUUCAGAACUGGAGGUUUGUUCAAAUACUCGUAGCCAUGGUGUUCUUUAGAAUGACAAUGCUGGUAGUCUGAACAUGAAC